This is a messenger RNA of Equus quagga, 5893 nucleotides long. RefSeq names its product SIX homeobox 4 (gene SIX4). The coding region runs from base 44 to 2392 and encodes 782 amino acids. Gene Ontology annotation, biological process: regulation of transcription by RNA polymerase II. The record is from RefSeq and is a predicted model, not a curated record. Gene Ontology annotation, molecular function: DNA-binding transcription factor activity, RNA polymerase II-specific; RNA polymerase II cis-regulatory region sequence-specific DNA binding. The transcript is spliced from 3 exons. Lineage: Eukaryota; Metazoa; Chordata; Mammalia; Perissodactyla; Equidae. Gene Ontology annotation, cellular component: transcription regulator complex; nucleus.
GAGUGCGAGGGAGUGAGGGAGGGAGGAAAAUAAACAACAAAAAAUGUCCUCUUCCUCCCCCACCGGGCAGAUUGCAAGUGCGGCGGACAUCAAGCAGGAGAAUGGGAUGGAAAGCGCCUCGGAAGGGCAGGAGGCGCCCCGAGAAGUGGCGGGGGGCGCGGCGGCGGGGCUGAGCCCCCCGGCUCCAGCCCCUUUCCCCCUGGAGCCGGGGGACGCCGCGGCCGCCGCCGCCAGGGUGAGCCGAGAGGAAGGGGUGGUGGCGGCGGCGGCCGGAGCGACGGCGGAUCAGGUACAACUCCACUCGGAACUUCUGGGCAGGCACCACCAUGCCGCGGCCGCCGCCGCCGCGCAGACCCCACUGGCCUUCUCGCCCGACCAUGUCGCCUGCGUCUGCGAGGCGCUGCAGCAGGGGGGUAACCUGGACCGCCUGGCCAGGUUCCUGUGGUCCCUGCCCCAGAGCGACCUGCUACGUGGCAACGAGAGCCUGCUGAAGGCGCGGGCGCUGGUGGCCUUCCACCAGGGCAUCUACCCCGAGCUCUACAGCAUCCUCGAGAGCCACAGCUUCGAGUCGGCCAACCACCCGCUGCUGCAGCAGCUCUGGUACAAGGCGCGCUACACCGAGGCCGAGCGCGCCCGCGGCCGGCCGCUGGGCGCCGUGGACAAGUACAGGCUGCGCAGGAAAUUCCCCCUGCCCCGCACCAUCUGGGACGGCGAGGAGACGGUGUAUUGUUUCAAGGAGAAGUCGCGCAACGCGCUCAAGGAGCUCUACAAGCAAAAUCGCUACCCUUCGCCCGCCGAGAAGCGGCACCUGGCCAAGAUCACCGGCCUCUCCCUCACCCAGGUCAGCAACUGGUUCAAGAACCGCCGGCAGCGCGAUCGGAACCCCUCGGAGACCCAGUCCAAAAGUGAGUCAGAUGGCAAUCCCAGCACUGAAGAUGAAUCCAGCAAGGGCCAUGAGGAUUUGUCUCCUCAUCCACUCUCCGGUUCUUCCGAUGGUGUCACCAGCCUCAGCCUUUCCAGUCACAUGGAGCCAGUUUAUAUGCAACAAAUUGGAAAUGCUAAGAUAUCAUUAAGCUCUUCUGGAGUUUUGUUGAAUGGAAGCUUGGUACCUGCAAGUACUUCACCUGUCUUCCUUAAUGGUAAUUCUUUCAUUCAGGGACCCAAUGGAGUUAUCCUUAAUGGAUUGAAUGUGGGAAAUACACAGACAGUGUCAUUGAACCCACCAAAAAUGGCAUCCAACAUUGUGAGCAAUGGUAUAUCCAUGACUGACAUACUGGGGUCUACCUCCCAGGAUGUGAAGGAGUUCAAAGUCCUCCAGAGUUCUUCAGCUAACUCAGCAGCCACCACCUCCUACAGCCCCAGUGCCCCUGUGUCCUUCCCAGGGCUGAUACCCAGCACUGAGGUAAAAAGAGAAGGCAUUCAAACAGUGGCUUCCCAGGACGGAGGCUCUGUAGUGACUUUUACUACACCCGUGCAGAUUAACCAGUAUGGCAUUGUCCAGAUCCCCAAUUCCGGAGCAAACAGCCAGUUCCUUAACGGGAGCAUUGGAUUCUCUCCACUGCACCUGCCUCCUGUUUCAGUGGCAGCUUCACAAGGUAAUAUUUCAGUAAAUUCAAGCACUUCAGAUGGGAGCACAUUUACAAGUGAGUCCAGCACAGUCCAGCAAGGAAAGGUUUUCUUGAGCUCUCUUGCUCCCAGUGCAGUGGUAUACACUGUUCCUAAUUCAGGCCAAACUGUAGGGUCUGUUAAACAAGAGGGCUUGGAGAGGAGCCUGGUAUUUUCUCAGUUGAUGCCCGUCAAUCAGAAUGCACAAGUAAAUGCAAACCUGUCUUCGGAAAAUAUCUCCGGGAGUAGCCUCCAUCCACUGGCCUCCUCGUUAGUUAAUGUAUCCCCAGCUCAAAAUUUUUCCCUGACUCCCCCUGCCCUCCUAAAUCCUGCCGAGCUGAACACUGACAUUGCUGAUAGCCAGCCAAUGUCUGCCCCUGUGGCUAGCAAACCUACUGUGACGUCUGUCAGCAGCACCAACUAUACAACUCUUCAGAACUGUUCCCUUAUUACUGGUCAAGAUCUGUUGUCAGUCCCCAUGACCCAGGCUGCCCUUGGAGAAAUCGUUCCUACGGCUGAAGACCAGGUGGGUCACCCCUCCCCAGCAGUACACCAGGAUUUUGUCAGAGAACAUCGUUUGGUUCUGCAGUCAGUAGCUAACAUAAAAGAGAAUUUCUUAACAAAUUCUGAGAGCAAAGCAGCAAGUAACUUACUGAUGCUGGACUCCAAAUCCAAGUAUGUCCUAGAGGGCAUGGUCGAGACUGUCUGUGAAGACCUGGAAACAGACAAAAAAGAGCUUGCCAAGCUCCAAACUGUCCAGCUGGAUGAAGAUAUGCAAGACUUAUAAACUUUAUUUCCCAUUUUUCUUCUUGUUUUUGUUUUUCUGGUAUCAAGGGGCAAAUCUUUUCAUGAAGCCCUGAGGACAUAAAGCGUUUUCCCAUUGAAAGGGAAACACUAGUUUUGCAAGUAAAUGCAUCAAGAGACUUUGGAUUGAUCUGCCCAAAGAUCGCAGUUAAAUAUACAGGAGGAGAACUGCAUUACUGCAGCCUUUUGGUUCAUGUAUGUUCUCUUUUAAAUAGAUGGAGACAAAAGAACAAGAUGAAGUAUGUCAAGUCAAAGUGUAUCAUUUGGUUGACUUACUAUGAUUCUAAGGUCAAAUGGAACUUGAUAGUUUUUUCAGUUAAAAAUGUAUACACCUAACAUAGAAAAUUAAAAAUUGCUACAGAGCAUUAGAAACAAUACAAUUUUUUUUGUUUACUUUUACUCCAUGGGCAUUGAUAAGAUUAAGAAGCAUAAACGGUACUCCACACUAUUCUAAGGGUAUAUUUUUUUGAAUAUAUGCAUUUGUUUUUCAACAUUUUUGUGAAAGUCUUAGUUUGUCUACACAUUUCCAAAUGUGAUUGCUUAUAAUUCAGUGUGGCUGAGAAAGUUUGCAACUCCACUAAAAACUCUGAAAUAAACUUCAGUAUGAGUGUAAAUAUAUUAGUUCCACAACCAAGGAUUUGAGUAAUUACAGUGAAUUUUAUUUAUGAUGUAAAUGUUUCUCUUAUACUUCAGACACUAUGAACUGAAAAGAAAAAUGUCUUCUUACUGUUUAAUUUAUUUUUAUUGUUUGAACAGGAAGUGAACAUAGUUAUUUCCAACAAAGUUUUACUUUUUGUAGGAUUUUAAAAGUAAUGAUUUUUAUCAGGAAUUAUUAAGGUCAAUAUUAAUAACACUGAAACAGGAAAUCUAACUCCCAAUAUUGGAAUUUUGGUACUUUUUUUCACCUCCUUGCUCUUUAUUUAGCAACUCUCUGAUUCAUUUAAAUAUGGUUUCUAUAGAAUUCUAUGUGCCUUUUUACCUUGUGGCCUUUUUAUUAUUCUUACUAAGGUACAGAAGUGUCAACAGAAGCACUGAUGGCUCUUUUCUACUAUCUAACAGGGUUAAUUUCACCACAGAAUUGCUUUAAAUCCAAAGAACUUAAGUUUUACUUCUAUUAUUAUGUAUAAUGUUUAUGAUGCAAAUGGAUGAACAACUAAUUGUUGUUGAUGCUUUUCCUUACAAUGAAAAUAACAAUAAUUAUAGACUACCAUCAAUUCUGUAGGCUAUGAAAACAACCAUUUUAAAGUAAACAAAGUGUAUGUAAAUUCUGUUGAGCAAAAUUCUGUCCUUUUUAAUCUUAGUUCUAAAUAUUUUGAUACAUUAUGACAUAUGACUGUUUGCACUAUAUUAUCAUGUUCUUUAAAAGUAAAUCUUUGGGUUUCUGUAAGAGGCUUGUUUGAUAAUGUUGUGAGCUGUGGUUAUAUUUUCUAUCGGGACUCUGAACACAAGAUGUAAUAAUGCAAAUACAUUAAUGUAGUGAGUAAAGUCUCUGGUCUCUGCAAAGUGAGAGAAUGAUCUCUUCAGAGAGGACUUGAAGUUGUUGAACAUAAAGAUGUUACCACAUCUUGCUUUCUUUGUGAUCAGAACAAAGGGUCCACCAAGAUCUCUGCAUGCCCAUCACCAAGCAUGUUGACUAAGGGCCAUAGAGGAUUUAACUUUUGUUGUUAUUACAAAUGGAACUUGCAGGCAUAGAUAAAGAACCCUGUGAAGAAUUCCUCUCCCAUCGUUUUGGCAAAGAACUUAGAUCCCAUUUUCCGUGGAAUUAGUGAAUGUUCCUAAACUGCUGAAACUACAUGUUUUUUGUUUCGUUUUUAACCAAGGCAGGCGUUUUAGAGCUCUCUUCUGCUCCACCACUGCUUGGACAGCUUGUUUUUUCUUUGGGUUUGUACUGAUCAUGUGACUGAGAUUAAUCACAUGGUUCUAUAGUGUAGUUCACGUGAAAAUGAUGUUUUCCACUUGAUUGCUACAAAUAUCAAGAGUUUGUUAGUUAUUUAAAAAUACUCAUCCAAUAAGUGAGAUGGGAAGGUUUAAAAAGUUAUGUAUGUUAUAUAUAUAACUAGAAAAGUUUUAUAUGUCUUCCAAAAAUAUAAGCCUCUCUUUUAUUCACAGUUCUUCCUCUUUUCUCCCUUAAGAAAAAGAAAAGAUAGCACAAAACUUAAGACUUACCUAGGAAACCCAGUCAUAGUCCCAACAUGAUGUAGCUAUACCCCUACAGUUACUCCAGGUAGCUACACAAUAUACCAGGUAACAAUCAAUGCACAUUAUAAAGAACUUAUUGUUCUUUUCUAUUCCUUCAGUAAAAUGAGGGCCAGAUGGUAUGUAGCCCAUAUAUAUGUGAAUGAAAUAAGAUAAACCCCGUGAUCUCCUUGCACAGAAUUGCAAAUUUUUUUUGCAGUAGCAAGGGCCGGACUCAGAACUCUUGGAGUUCGUGUGGCAGAAUUUCUCUUACAUAAACCAAUGCUUGAAGAUGCUGCAAAUGAUCCUCUAAUGAUCCCCAAAGAGGAAUCAGAAUAGGGGUAAAUAACUCUCCCUUCAAACCCCAACCUCUGCUGCUGGCUGUGGGAUUUUUGGUGUGAGCCUAUCUAUGCACUCUAUCAGCCAGAAUCUGGCAUUUAGCUCUUAGUUACAUCUAGUAAAGGACAGUCUAUUGUUUAAAGAGAAGGUGCAUUUGUUCCUCAAUCAAGCAAGAGCACCUGUGUUGUACUGCUUUAUAGCUCAUGUAUAUUUAUAGUAAUGAAAAUACUGACUUGUACACAUUUCAGUGCCUUUCCUGUGUUAUGAAAGGCAGGUAGAUGUUAUAGCCAUAGAUAAAAACCCGUAGUUAAAUUGCACACUGACCUUAAAUCUCCUUGUAUAUGCCCUUGCAUCUUGCAUGUUAAAAGUUGGAUUACUGGGCAUGUGUGCAGCCUGCCCUGCUACAUGUUAGAGAAGUGUGCAUUAGUUUUUCAUUCUUUACAAUGUUUGACAGAUCAUCUCAUAAAAAUAAAUAAUUCAGGAAAACAGAGGGGGAAAGAAUUACGUUUUACAAAAGAUGUUUCAAAGUCUUCCUGGAACUUAGAUGAUAGAGUCUAACAGUUACUUUGUAUCUAAUUGAUACAUUUCAUGUUAAUUUAAUAUUACCACCAUACAUUUAUUAAUCAAAAUUGUAUAGCAUGUAACUCUUUUGGCUUUCAGGGUUCUCAAAAAAUUUUUAUUCUUUUGUUGCAUGUACUGUAUGUUUAGACCAGUUAUAUACUCAAUAUGGUUUUACUGUGCCUUACACAAAGAGGAAAUAUACAGAAUGUAUAUCAUGAGGUGGGAUAACAGAGUCUUUACUGCACUGUUAGGUGAUGGCACAUGGAGCAUGUCCCAGAACAUUUCUGUGCUGAAUUACCCAACCAAAGAGAUCUCAAGUAUGUAUGUUGUACUGUAAUAGGGGUUUAUGCCUGGACAAUUAAGUGUUUUAUUUGUUUUCUGAAAUGAUGUGAACUUAUUUUUCUAAACA